Messenger RNA from Aspergillus melleus, 255 nucleotides. RefSeq lists its product as uncharacterized. The coding region runs from base 1 to 255 and encodes 84 amino acids. The transcript has a single exon. The record is from RefSeq and is a predicted model, not a curated record. NCBI's taxonomy places the organism in Eukaryota, Fungi, Ascomycota, Eurotiomycetes, Eurotiales, Aspergillaceae.
AUGCGCGCCUCCGCCACGCUCUACGACUAUUUCGAGAGCAAAGACUACAAGAACCCAACCGACGCCCACGACGCACCUUUUCAAUUCGCCUACAGCACACCCGAUCACUACUUCGACUGGCUCGCCAAACAUCCCGCCGACCAAGCAGCCUUCAACUCCGUCGUGACCAUAAGCCGUCAAGUCCGCAGCGAAGAAUGGUUCAGCUACUACCCUGUCGCGUAUGAAGACGAGCGAAUGCUCAGCAAGAGUGAUUAG